Myxocyprinus asiaticus (Chinese sucker) is the source of this 4358-nucleotide messenger RNA. Its product is annotated as matrilin-4-like. The coding region runs from base 373 to 3462 and encodes 1029 amino acids. Lineage: Eukaryota; Metazoa; Chordata; Actinopteri; Cypriniformes; Catostomidae. The transcript has 21 exons. Gene Ontology annotation, molecular function: calcium ion binding. The record is from RefSeq and is a predicted model, not a curated record.
GUUAAUGUUCUCUCUCCUGCACUGUGACCCCCCCAAAGAAACCCUGCCUGUUCUUCCAAUUUUGGACGGGGGUGGGCUCUACAUUUUAAACGUGCUUCGUAAAUGUAAUACCUGCCCAAUGUCUGGACUAUUCACUCUAUGCCUGAAUAAGAGCAGUUACUACUCGCCUGAAGGAAUUGGUUCAUUCAUUUUAAGCUAUUGAACCAAUAGCUGGUAAUUUUUUUUUAUUUAUUUAUUUUGCAAAUAGGUCAGGGCCGGAUACCAUUGUCAAAUUCCGCAGAAGAGAUUUUACCUGUCCCAUCCCGGUGAGCGCGUGACUGUUGUGAGCCAAGUGUGAUUUUUGCGGUGAGUUUUGGCCUUGCUUGACGAAACAUGACACGUGUGUUGGUGUAUGUUGGCGUGCUAAUAGUCAUAAUGGCUGCAACGGAAGGAAGGCCAAAAUCAGCUGAACCAAAGUGUAAAUCUGGCCCAGUCGACCUAGUCUUCAUCAUCGACAGCUCCCGCAGCGUUCGUCCGCAUGAGUUCGAGACGAUGCGCAAGUUCAUGAUCGACAUCAUCCAUGAGCUGGACAUUGGCCUGGAGGCUACAAGAGUUGGUGUGGUCCAAUAUUCCAGCCAAGUCCAGAAUGUGUUCUCCCUCAAAGCCUUCAGCAAGACUGCACAGAUGGUGAAAGCCAUCAAUGAGAUCAUUCCAUUGGCCCAGGGCACAAUGACCGGCCUCGCCAUCCGUUACGCCAUGAACGUAGCCUUCUCCGCCGAGGAAGGCGCUCGUCCUAAUGUUCCUCAUGUGGCUGUUAUUGUGACCGAUGGUCGCCCGCAAGACCGUGUGGCCGAAGUGGCGGCGGCUGCGAGAGAGUCUGGGAUUGAGAUCUACGCCAUUGGUGUCGCCAGGGCCGAUAUGACAUCACUCAGAGCAAUGGCAUCUCCACCGUUUGAGGAUCACGUGUUCCUUGUGGAGAGCUUUGACCUUAUUCAUCAGUUUGGGCUUCAAUUCCAAGACAAGCUUUGUGGGAUGGACUUGUGUCUAGAAUCAGAUCAUGGUUGUGAGCACAUCUGUGAGAGCUCGCCUGGCUCCUACCAGUGUCUGUGUCUGCCUGGAUACAGACUGAAUGAGGAUGGCAAGACAUGCAAAUCCAUUGAUCUAUGUGCAGAAGGGAAGCAUGACUGUGAGCAGGUCUGUAUCGCUUCACCCGGAUCCUUCACAUGCGACUGUAAAAUGGGAUACACACUCAAUGAGGACAAGAGGACCUGCACAAUGAUCGACUACUGCUCAUUUGGGAAUGAUAGCUGUGAGCACGACUGUGUGAGUGUGCUCAAUGGCUUUAACUGCCGUUGUAACGAAGGAUACUCACUCAAUGAUGACCUGAAGACUUGUACAAUGAUCGACUACUGCUCAUUUGGGAAUGAUAGCUGUGAGCAUGAGUGUGUGAGUGUGCUUCAAAGCUUUUAUUGCCAAUGUCGUGAAGGAUACACACUCAACGAGGAUGAGACAACAUGCACAAUGAUCGACUACUGCUCAUUUGGGAAUGAUAGCUGUGAGCACGAGUGCGUUAGCGUGCUCAAUGGCUUUAACUGCCGCUGUAACGAUGGAUACUCACUCAACGAUGACAUGAAGACCUGCACAAUGAUCGACUACUGCUCAUUUGGGAAUGACAGCUGUGAGCAUGAGUGUGUGAGUGUCCUCAAAGGCUUUUACUGCCAAUGUAAUGAUGGAUACUCACUCAACGAUGACAAGAAGACCUGCACAAUGAUCGACUACUGCUCAUUUGGGAAUGAUAGUUGUGAGCACGAGUGUGUGAGUGUCCUCAAAGGCUUUCACUGCCAAUGUAAUGAUGGAUACUCGCUCAACGAUGACAAGAAGACCUGCACAAUGAUCGACUACUGCUCAUUUGGGAAUGAUAGUUGUGAGCACGAGUGUGUGAGUGUCCUCAAAGGCUUUUACUGCCAAUGUAAUGAUGGAUACUCGCUCAACAAUGACAAAAAGACCUGCACAAUGAUCGACUACUGCACAUUUGGGAAUGACAGCUGUGAGCACGAGUGUGUGAGUGUCCUCAAAGGCUUUUACUGCCAAUGUAAUGAUGGAUACUCGCUCAACGUUGACAAGAAGACCUGCACAAUGAUCGACUACUGCUCAUUUGGGAAUGAUAGCUGUGAGCACGAGUGCGUUAGUGUCCUGAAAGGCGUUUACUGCCAAUGUAACAAUGGAUACUCACUCAACGAUGACAAGAAGACCUGCACAAUGAUCGACUACUGCUCAUUUGGGAAUGAUAGCUGCGAGCACCAGUGUGUAAGCAUGCUUAAAGGCUUUAACUGCCUCUGCAAUGACGGAUACUCACUUAAUGAUGACAAGAAGACCUGCAAAAUAAUCGACUACUGCUCAUUUGGGAAUGAUAGCUGUGAGCACGAGUGUGUGAGUGUGCUCAAAGGUUUUAACUGCCGCUGUAAGGAAGGAUACACUCUUAAUGAUGACAAGAAGACCUGCACAAUGAUCGACUACUGUUCGUUUGGGAAUCACAGUUGUGAUCAUAAGUGUGUUAGUGUGCUCAAUGGCUUCUUCUGUCACUGCAAUGAGGGAUACACUCUUCAGGAGGAUGGAAAGACCUGCCAGUCGGAUAACUUGUGUAACACAGUCGAACAUGGUUGUCAAUACCAGUGUGUGAGCACUCCAGGAUCAUAUCACUGUAUCUGUCCUGAGGGCCAUCUGCUACAGGACGAUGGCAAGACCUGCGGAACCUGUCGAUCUUCUAACAUCGAUCUGGUCCUCCUCAUCGACGGUUCCAAAAGUGUUCGCCCGAACAAUUUCGAGCUUGUCAAGCAGUUUGUUAACCAGGUGGUGGAUCAACUCGAUGUCUCCCCUAAGGGCACACGCGUGGGUCUUGUCCAGUAUUCCAGCCGAGUGAGGACAGAAUUCCCCCUCAGCAUGUACCAGAGUAAAGAGGAGAUCAAGAAGGCUGUGAUGAAUGUGGAAUACAUGGAGAAGGGAACCAUGACAGGCCUGGCUCUCAAACACAUGGUGGAGAACAGCUUCACUGAGGCUAAUGGAGCCCGUCCUGCCGAGAAGAACAUCCCACGUAUUGGCCUAGUGUUUACUGAUGGACGCUCACAGGAUGACAUCACAGAGUGGGCCAAGAAGGCCAAGGAAGCAGGUAUCACCAUGUAUGCUGUUGGUGUGGGCAAAGCCGUGGAGGAUGAACUGAGAGAAAUCGCCUCUGAGCCCGUGGAAAAAUACUUCUUCUACACCGCAGACUUCACAGCCAUGAGCCAGAUUGCAGAGAACCUCAAACUCAACGUCUGCGCAGCUGAGAGUCAGGGAGCGGUCGAGGUGAAGGACCCCUGCGCUUGUGAAAGUCUUGUGGAGUUCCAGCAGGUCACCAUGUCCACCCUGGACCAGCUCAAUCAGAAACUGUCAGCUAUGACCAAGCGAUUGGAAGUUCUGGAGAACCAGUUGCUCACGAGAAAAUGAAACAGCACUUCAUACAAGCCCUUUAAGGAGGAAGGGACCCGUUUGGUGAGAAGGGUCCUUCAAUAAAACCAAAGUCGUAAAGGUGUAGACACCUAAGACAUGAGGCCAGCAGACCAUGUUCUGUGCCAUUUUCGACAUGGCUGACAUUGUUCCCUAUUUAUACAUGAUCUGUAUUGUAUGGUUUAUUGAGAGGUAUGUAUUUAUGGUAAAUUUUAUAAUAGCAUUUAUACACUAAAAAGGGAAAUGAAGUCUUAUGGUUGUACCACUCAGAAAUAUUGUUAUCUCCAUAAUAUUUGCAUUGUUUUUGGCUUUGCACAACUGCAGACUUGUACACAAAAUGUAAACAUGCUUAAAACUGGGACCUUUGCCAUUUGAUUGUUGCAGUUAAAUGCUAAAUAAAAUACAUUUAAAUUAUGUACAAAUAUUAUAUUACUAAAUAACAAUUAGCUACACAUUAUACUGUUGUACAAAUUGUCUUAGUUUACAGACAAAACACUGAUACCUACAGCAAAGUGAUCCACUAGUAAUAUUACCAAAGCUGUUGCUCAUCAAUAUUGUGCCUGAAUAUUUGAAAUAGUCAGAAAAAUAUGUCUGAUAUUUGUUAAUUGUUCGACUGGACUGCAAAACAGAUCUGGAUAUCAAAAACCGCUUAAAUGUUUUGUUCACGUUAAAGAUAGAUAGGCAAAAUUGAGGAAAUGGUGAUAUGUUAAAGUUCCCCUUAAGAUUGCAGUUUUUUUUACUAUUGAAGUGUAAUUUACACAUGUAGAAUCCAGUUAAGAAUACCUCAAAGUACUCUGGCCUCAGGAUCUUUGUUUUAUAGACAUCAUUUUAAGGCUCUUGUAUGUGAAUUCUUGUACUUUUGGAUAUUUCCUAAUAACAUGCUUUUUUUAAAAACA